AUGGGUCAGCUCCUGUGGAGCAUUCUGCGGGACUUGUACGUAUUCUUGAUCGUUGUGUUUCUCAUCGAGCGCUUUCCGGGGAGCGAUUUGAUGCAUGAUGUCUUUCGAAAAACAGUGAUUGCAGCCACGAUUGCCGUGGUGAUCUGGAAACUGUUUGGCGGAAUGCUCUUCGAAACGUCAUCUGUUGGAGGCGCCCGAGUUGGGGGCCCUCUCAGGCAGAAGAAGACGGAAGGAGGCAAUGGCCACGGCUUGGAGUGGGCGGUGUGCGAGAUGCAAGGCUGGCGCGCCGCGAUGGAGGAUGCCACUUGCAUUGCUGCGACCUUGCCAGAGCCACUGGCUCACCAGGCACUUUUUGCCGUAUUUGAUGGCCACGGUGGGUCACAAGUGUCUCACAUCGCUUCCAAAGAGUUUCCGAAGGUGCUCCAAGUGUGUGCAAAUAAGCUCCGCGACUCCAGCGACGAGGACGACACAUCUUCACAGCAGGCUGAGCUCACCGCAAACGGGUCGCCUGUGGCUGCCAGCAGCUCCAAACCGCGAGCUGUGGAGGGCGAUUCGGCGAUAAGUGACGAGCCAGUUCCAAAGACAAAUGGCGUCGAGGCUGGCAGUGCAAAGGAGGAGGGCGGGCUCUCGGGCAAAUCUCUUUCUAUGAGCAUGAUUGCUAUGGACGCUUUUCUUCGGCAGUUGGGCAAUGGCCUCAACUCCAAAGGGAAGAACAGCUUGCUCCAACUUUCCAGUCCGCUGGGCAUCAUGGCCAGGCACCUCGAGGCCAACAGUCAAAGGAACGCCUUCAAUUUGGUGGGAAGUACAGCCAUCGUUGCCCUUGUUGACAAGACAGGCGGCAAGCGGACUGUCACCGUCGCCAACUGCGGUGACUCUCGAGCUGUGCUCUGCCGCAAUGGCAAGGCCGUAGAGCUCUCGGAGGACCACAAACCUGAGUUGAAUGGUGAAGAGAGACGCAUCAGGCAAGCAGGUGGCUCCGUGAAGUUGAUCGGACCCUGUCACCGAAUAGACGGGUGGGGCCUUAAUCUCUCCAGGGCCCUAGGCGACUUCCAUUACAAGGCACGGCCUGACCUGAGUGCAGAACAGCAGAAGGUCAUUGCUGUGCCAGAGAUCCGGACGGUAGAGUUGCACGACGACGAUGAGUUUCUAGUGCUUGCUUGCGAUGGCUGUUUCGAGCUGCACACUUCCCAGAAAGUCGUGGACAUCGUCCGGGCAGCUCUGAAGGCAGGCCAAAGCGUGAAACAGGCCGCUGAAGAGCUUGUCGACCAAAGCUGUAGCCCAAACCUGGUCAAGACCAGGGGAAAAGGUGGCGACAACUGCAGUGCAAUCAUCAUCAAGCUUUAA
Messenger RNA from Symbiodinium natans, 1344 nucleotides. NCBI's taxonomy places the organism in Eukaryota, Dinophyceae, Suessiales, Symbiodiniaceae. The record is from the annotation of a GenBank genome assembly.